Molecule: messenger RNA, 714 nt
Organism: Trametes versicolor FP-101664 SS1
Lineage: Eukaryota; Fungi; Basidiomycota; Agaricomycetes; Polyporales; Polyporaceae
Exons: 3
Coding region: 1-714 (237 amino acids)
Source: RefSeq, a predicted model, not a curated record
AUGAAAUGCAUCAUGCGUGAAGGCCUCAACUGUUGUGACCGCUGUUGGUAUCAACACCAGUCUUGCAGCUUGGUGAAGGCGGUCAAGGUGGCAGGCGAUAGGGCACUAAUCCAACAUGUGGGGUACGUGGAUUGGUACCGGGCCAACAACUUCACCUACGCGGCGCCCCCAAUUGCCCGCGAAGUCUUCAAAAUCUGCCACAUUCGCGACACUCCCCACCUGAUCCUGACCUGGGUGAUCGACCUUCUUACUGAGGAGCUGGGUUUUCCGCCAACUAACCUGCUCCCGCCGCUCCCUUCCAGCGAGUCAGCCACCACCACACCAGAGCCUAUCGGUUCCGUGGCUGAGGAGAAGGAGGAGGAGGAGGAGGAGGAUGCAGAGGGCAAUGCGCCUGUAACGACCCAGGAUCGGGUCGUUACGGGCAUCGUACAUCCACGAGCCCAGCGCCCGCCUGCCGACUCUGAGUCCUCUGACAAUGAUUACAUCGACAAAGAGCUGGCUCCGUCCGCGGACAACAAGCCCCUGGAUGCGGACAUGGUGGAUGUGUCCUUCAAGGCUCCUAUCGCGCAGCCAGCCGCUCAUACACCCUCUGUUGCCACUGCUGUUCCCAAGGCUCCCCAAGAGGCUCCUGCGUUGGCCUUGCCACUCCUGGACACCACCAAAAUUGCGCCCAAUCGUGAAGGGACCCUGUCCCAAAAAUAUGUCACACCAUGA